Molecule: messenger RNA, 2950 nt
Organism: Dendroctonus ponderosae (mountain pine beetle)
Lineage: Eukaryota; Metazoa; Arthropoda; Insecta; Coleoptera; Curculionidae
Exons: 14
Coding region: 323-2314 (663 amino acids)
Cellular component (GO): membrane
Source: RefSeq, a predicted model, not a curated record
UGAGAUUUCAGUGAACACCCACGAGAUGAUUCAACUACUGUACAUUUUCAUCGGUAAAGUUACCGCAAGAAACUGCGACAAAAAUGUGUAGAUUACAUUUAACGCAAACUCUCAUGUGUUAAUCUUCAGUAUGAAUGAACAUGUUGCAGUGCAAUUGUCGUUGUGUGUAGAAAUGUGCAAUGUGUAGGAUGGAUCAGCAAUUUCCUCGAAAACAGACCCCAGAAAAGAGAUGAGAGCACAAGAAGAGUACCAAGAAGUUACCUAGCUUUACAUUAUAAUUUUUUGGCAUCAACUAGAAGCAGGACAUUUUUUUUAGUUCAAAAUGAAGAUCAAGUGGAUUAACUCGAAUUUGCUAACGCUAAAAUGCGUGCUAUUUUUGUUCUUUGGAGCCGUGGGAUCUCUACUGCCCUUUAUCCCUCUGCACAUGAACGCGCUCGGCCUCUCCAGAGAUGAGGCUGUUAUAGUGUCAGGUAUUGCCCCCCUCAUAGCCCUAAUUGGGCCCCUAGUAGCAGCCCCAUUAGCUGAUCGAUUAGCAGGUGGCUUUGGAGGAGCGCCUCGCAGUAAAACUGGCCGAUAUCUGCGAGUUAUGAUUGGAACAUGUUGUGUUUUAGCCACGAUCUUUUACUGGCUGCUAACGCUAAUUCCGCCGAUAAUGAGGAGUCCUCCUAACGUGUCGUUCAUGUGCGAUGAGGCUGGAGGAUUUAUUUUACAAGACAGGUGCGGAGCGGAAAGGACGUGUUACAAUUGGGGCUCAGGGAAAGGCUCUGUUCUAGUCAAAAACUGUAUUUUCUCUUGUAACGCCACCUCAGCUUACAAAGGUGAGUCGAGCACAUCGCCACCUGUUGAGGAAGUAAGCGCAGAAUAUGGUGAGGAUUACUAUGACGCUGGCACAUACAUCAUCAAUGAACCAGAAGGCGUGGCACCUCCACAAACCCCAGCAGAAUACAUCCAAGAACCCUACCCUCAUAUGUGCUUCAAGAAUGCAAGCGGAAGCACAAUUUGUGAAGUAUACACUGAGUACUAUUCGAUAAAACUGAACUUGGGACUGCUUCCUAGUGCCCCAAAUCAGCAAAAUGAGACUGACGACACGUGCAAAUAUCCAUUUGCUGAGCCGUUUGCCUGUCGAAUGCCCUCCAAAAAAGUUGAGGAACUAAAGAAAGAGUUUGGCAGCGAUGACUGUAACCCAGUGGUGGUGUGCGAAAUUCUGGAUCCUUACAAUAACACUGAUUCUCUCUUGAAGCGCUCCCAAUGUGGAUAUGACAACAUUAGCUUUUGGUUGUACCUGUUUAUAAAAUCGUUUGCUGAUAUCUUCAUAGCAGCAGCUGUAGCUCUAAUAGGGACAGCUGUAGUGAUCGCUACAAGAGAAACAUCUACAGGUCGUGGGGAUAUAGGCAAACAAUUUGCUUGCGGAGUGGCAGGAUUCGGACUGUUUGCCCCCAUUAUUGGUGGUUGCGCCGAUGGUCGCUUUUUCGAGGGAAUUAUUUGUUUCACCGUCUUGAUGGUGCUGGCUGUUAUUAUUUUGCUGGCUGAUGAAAAAAUGCCUCUAAGUCCUCCUGAGUGGUGGUGGCACACCCGCUGCGGCUUACUGGCGCUUCCGAUGUCUUCAGUCAGAAAGUAUGGACUGGAAACGGCAGCACUGGGCAUCAUUCUUUUGCUGUUGGGGGUGUUUUGGAAUUCUAUUGAUUCCUUCUUGCCCUGGCAUGUGGCCAAAUUACCGGAAGGCAGUUCAUUGAUCAUAGGACUGGCAGUUACUGUCGGCGCCAUUCCAGCGGUUGUUUUCCUAAUAUUCGCCGAAGUUAUUGUGGAUUAUUGCGGUCAUUCCAAUAUCCUCAUAUUUUGCUUCGUCAACUACAUAUGUCACCAUUUGACUCUAAUAUGUAUAGAAAACGCCACCCUUCUAUUCUUGUGCGAGUUUUUGGAGAUUUUCACACUCCAUGUGAUGUACGUAACUGCCGUUCUUUACCUGAGGCAUUUGGUGCCUCGCAAGUUAACAGCCUGUGGCCAAGCUCUGCCUGUAGUGGCGCAUUUCUGCUUAGGUCGUUGCAUAGGUGCAUUCCUCGGAGGGAUAGCUUACGAUGAGUACCCAGCCAACUUUAACCGAGUACACCAAUGGUUUACUGUAGCUGCUGCGGUUGUAGCCUUCAUUUACUACAUUGCUUAUCAUUUUUAUUUGAAACCGAAAUGCGGAGCACCCGUCCAUUUACCACCCGAUCCGGCCCCUGCUGUUGUUCAAAGCAUGAACGGAAACGGUUCCUACACACCACUCAGGGUAUACCACAACAGCAAAUCAAAGAAAGGACAUUUUAGAUAUUAAGACGUGUUAUAUUUAUUAUAGCUUUUAAGCACACAAAUAAUCUCUAUCCCGUCUGGCAAAUGUUGAAGCUUUACUUUUGGUUGGUUAAUUUAUUUGUGUUAUUGGCAACUGGUAACGACUCGAAUAUAAAUCAGCAAACUGUACAUAAUGUUGCGUUUUGCUAUAUUAUACAACUUGCUUGGGCUUAUUUACGUCGAGAGACUAAAUCAAAUUACGAAAGACAAGUGUUCAAAAUGGGAAAAAAUGUAAUGACUUGUUUAGACAUUUUGAUUUUAAUUGUUAUUUUAGAUGUAAAUAGUUUUAUUUUUAUGUGUCGUUUAAUUUUUACACUCUGUGCAGCUUUAAGACGAUUAAUUUUUUAUUACAUGUAUGUGAAAAGAUAUAUAUUUUUUGUAGAGUAACUUAAAGUUUAUUAAGCUUUUUAAAAUCAAAAUAAAAUUAAGUAACCGAUUAAGGACAUUGCUCUGUUACAUAACGCUUUCUAACACCAAUUUUUGCAAUAACAUCAAUUGAAUUUUUAAGAGGUCUUUUAGCUAUAUUGUGAUUGAAUUCCAAUGAAUCUACUCUAUUUCUAUGCUAUCUGUUCUAUUUCCGAAUUCGAAUGUGUUCAAUAAAGUCAAAUUUACACCUGAAAAA